AUGCCUCGCGCCAACGAUACCGCUGCCAAGGUCUUCUACAAGGGCAAGACUGAAGACUUCAUCGUCUUCGUUGACGACCUCGAUGUCUUGCAGAAGUGGAAGAACGAUCGCAGCAUCGCUCUUUCUGAUGUCUUGAACGGCUGGAAGAUUCUUGUUUCUCACAGCCACGGCGCCCAGGGUAUCCUGGACACUGCCAGCAAAGCCGCUCUGGAAAACGAGUUUGGUACCAAGGAUGAGGACGCAAUUAUGACCAAGAUCUUGGAAGGUGGUGAAUUCCAAGCCAACACCAACCGUGAGCGUGAGGGCAACAAGAACGAUUCCAAGGGCGGUGCCAACAUUGGCCGGUAA
Messenger RNA from Penicillium verhagenii, 348 nucleotides. RefSeq names its product SBDS family protein. Bases 1 to 348 code for a protein of 115 amino acids. The record is from RefSeq and is a predicted model, not a curated record. The transcript is spliced from 3 exons. Lineage: Eukaryota; Fungi; Ascomycota; Eurotiomycetes; Eurotiales; Aspergillaceae.